UGACCAAACACUGAGUCACUCAAUAGCCUGAAAUGUUUGUUUGUGUACCAGCUUGGGCUGAUAACAUGGAAGCCAACACUGAAACACUCACAUUCAUAUAUCCUGUGUGGUUGCAUUCCAAUACAUGUGCUACGUUACUUACCAGUUUUAAGAGCUGACCAAUAGGGCUUUAUUUCCUGUUUUCCGACACAAUCUUUUUCACUCUGCCACAUGAUUGAAGUUACUCCCACUGAAGUCAUGCACAGGAAAACCCAAGAGCUUUUGCCACAGUCUGUCAAGAACAAUAGAACUUGACAAGCGCAAGAUAGGUGGUUUGUAUACUCUGCAGCAAACGAGGCACUCUAAAUUAUUGAGUGAAAGGGGGGGGGGAUCAUUAAGGACGCGUGCUGUGGAAAACUGUGGAUUUACUCUCACUGUACAUGGCAAGGUUAUGAUCAUGUCUCUGCCAGAGGAGGAUCUGACAUGCCCGGUGUGCUGUGACAUCUUCAUAGACCCUGUCUUGCUGUCAUGCAGCCACAGCUUCUGCAGGAUCUGCCUCAAGCGUUGCUGGGACACAGGUAUACGGGAAUGUCCGGUGUGCCGACGGAAACCCCCCAAGUCCAGUCCUCCCUCCAAUCUGGCUCUGAAAAAUGUCUGUGAGGCUCUUCUGCUGGUCAAGAACCAGUGCGCGGAGGCACUGGAGGACAAGAUGAACUGUAGCCUGCACGGUGAGAGGCUGAAACUCUUCUGUCUGGUCGACAAACAGCCCAUCUGUGUGGUGUGUCAGUAUUCUAAACUUCACAAGAGCCACAGCUACUCACCCGUAGAGGAGGCAGUGCUGGACUGCAAGGAUGAACUCGCUUUGUCCCUUAAAAUGUUGCAAGACAAACUGGAAAACCUCAAAAGGAUUCAGAAGACAUCUGCAGUCAUGUCCACGUACAUCAAGAGUCAGGCAGGGGAAACACAGAGACUGAUCAGAAGCCAGUUCGAGCAGCUCCAUCAGAUGCUCAGCCAGGAGGAGUCGGACAGAUUAGCCGCGGUGAAACAAGAAGAGGAGGAGAAGAUCGCAGGCAUGAAGGAUAAGAUUAAAGAGCUCUCCGCCGAAGUGCUGUCCCUCACGGAGACGAUCUCCGUCAUACAGGAGCAGCUCAAAGAAGAAGACAUGGUUUUGUUGGAGAAUUUUAAAGCCACCGAUGAUAGAAGCAAAAGCUUUGUGCUUGGAUCAGACAACAUGUCUGGAUUACUGAUCGACACAACCAAGCAUCUCUGCAACCUCAAAUACAUCGUUUGGGAGAAAAUGCUGGACCACAUUGACUACACUCCAGUGACUUUGGACCCAAACACAGCACACCCCUGCCUCAUCCUGUCAGACAAUCUCACUUCCCUCCACUACUCGAAGCAGCCCAGCUGUUGCCCUGACAACCCAGAGCGUUUCCACAUGAGUGCUGAGGUGGUAGCCAUGUCACCGCUUGGUUCAGGAAGUCACCAGUGGGUCGUGGAAACAGGAAGUAAUCAGGACUGGCUCCUGGGCGUGGCCUCCUUGUCUGUGCCCCGAAACGCUGAAAUCUCCGCUCGGCCUGAAAAUGGCUUCUGGACUUUAUGUUUCAGAGAUGGAGAGUUCAGAGCCAUGACCUCGCCACCCACCCCACUGACACUUUCAAGAACGCCAAAACAAAUCAAAGUGCAACUGGACUACAACAAAGGGACGGUUUCUUUUGUUGACCCUGCCGACAACACAGCCAUUUUUACAUUCACGCACACAUUCACAGAAACACUUCUUCCAUAUUUUUAUACACAGAGUAGUCAUCCACUGAGAAUAAUGCCCGAAAAGGUACUUGUCACAAUGCUGCGUCAACAGUAGGGUCAAUGGGUUAUUAUAAGAGAGAGAGAGGGGGGGGAGAGAAGAUAGAGAGAAGGAAAAAGAAAAUCACUUUAUCUUCAAGGUUCAAGCAGUUCGGUUAAUUUGCUGCUUCCAAAAUAUACUGCUGCAAAAGAUUUAAGGGCUUAAAGAGGAAAUAUCAUGCUUUUUCAGAGGUUUUCACACACUCAUCUAGUGUGUCAUAGUGUAUGUAAAAAGUGUUAAAAAAAAAAGUGCAUGGAAAGGAAAGGAAGGAAGGAAAGCUUUCUUACAUUUGUGAUGUCACAACAGACCCACAAAAAAAGUGUGCCCAGACUAUCUGGUAUCCAUAUAUGGGUAAUGGGCAUGAAACUUCCAACUUGUGCUGACCAAUCACAGUUCAGUUUCCGGCUGGCCAAUCAGAGCAAAGUAGCCAUUCAAGGGGGGAGAGGAGAGACACACUACCCCCAUGUGUUUCACUGGCCCCCUUUACACCUGGCAUUAGAAUGUGUUUUCUGUGAUCAGAUGGUGAUCCACAUC
This is a messenger RNA of Solea solea (common sole), 2356 nucleotides long. RefSeq names its product nuclear factor 7, brain. Bases 431 to 1840 code for a protein of 469 amino acids. Gene Ontology annotation, molecular function: zinc ion binding; protein binding. The transcript is spliced from 6 exons. NCBI's taxonomy places the organism in Eukaryota, Metazoa, Chordata, Actinopteri, Pleuronectiformes, Soleidae. The record is from RefSeq and is a predicted model, not a curated record.